Molecule: messenger RNA, 2369 nt
Organism: Sipha flava (yellow sugarcane aphid)
Lineage: Eukaryota; Metazoa; Arthropoda; Insecta; Hemiptera; Aphididae
Gene: EDTP
Product: myotubularin-related protein 14
Exons: 10
Coding region: 1-1929 (642 amino acids)
Biological process (GO): dephosphorylation
Molecular function (GO): phosphatidylinositol-3-phosphate phosphatase activity
Source: RefSeq, a predicted model, not a curated record
AUGGACAAGAACGUUGUGGACGAGGACGACAUCAGCUCGUUGAUCGGACAUUUCGCCAAGGAAACAUUUAAGUGCACCAACAGUGAUUCGUUCGGGUUAGAUGUGAUGGAAAGAUGUUUAAAUCUCUUGCGGUUGGAUUAUAAAUUUAUGAUCAUUGAUAAUAGCAAGGGACGAAUUAAUGAGCAAUAUCCACAUAAGAUACCAAUUUUACAACAUGAAAGAUAUCCAAGAGGUCAAAGAACUUCUUCCAGUUCAGUGGAUGAUAUUUCACCAAAAGGAGCUUGCAAUCGAAAAAGGAACAGUUUAGGUGCUCCAUCACCUAGUAGUCAUUCAUCCCCAGAACCAUUCGUGCGAUCUCAAUCUCCAAGGCUUAAUAGCCCUAAAAAAACUAGUGAAACUGUUGGUACAGAUAUUGUAUCAAUUGACACACUAAUCAAUGAAGCAAAAUUUGCAAGGUGCCGUAACCGUUUUGUUGUACCUGUAAUAUUAUACCAAGGAAAAUAUAUAUGCAGAUCUUCUACAAUUGCAAGAAUGACAGAAAUAGGUUUGGGAACUGCGACUGAAAAAGGUCUGUCUUUUGAAGAAUUCAGACAAUUGGAUAAAAAAAGAAAAUGUGAUGUUGAGUUACUUAAUGCUUGGAAAGUAGGUACUAUUAUUGAUCUGAUGGUUGAAAAUGAAAAGCAAAAAUAUUUAUUUGCUGUAACAUCAUCAGAAAAAGUGGAUGAUACUCAAAAAUAUGCUGUAUUCCGAAUAAUACCUACACCAUAUCCUGGAUGUGAAUUUUUUCUUGAUUUUAAGAAAAACAAUUAUAAUUCUGAAGGAUUAAUGUUUGAUUGGUCUGAUCCUUCUAUUGAUUCAACACUCAAUGUGAAACCCAACCCUGCUGUUGAUCAGUUGGAUAUCCAGUGGAGUAAAUACAAGGAAUGGGACUUACGACAGCUAACUGAAAAUUAUCUUAGCUUAAUGCUGAAGUAUGUUUGGUGUUCAUCAAAAGGAAUACUUAUACAUUGUAUAAGUGGUUGGGAUCGUACACCAAUGUUUAUAUCAUUAAUAAGAAUGUCUUUAUGGGCUGAUGGUGUUAUACAUAAAUCAUUAUCUCCUAGCCAGAUUUUAUAUUUAACACUUGGGUAUGAUUGGUAUUUAUUUGGACACAAUUUAGAAAAUCGUCUUGAAAAAGGUGAAGACAUUAUGCACUUUUGUUUUCAUUUCCUUAAGUACAUAUUCAGUGAUGACUUUAAAACACCUUCUAUGCCUUCUGCAGUCACAGCACCAAGUAGUCCUAAAUUUUCUUCUUAUUUAGGAGAAUUUGACUUAACUGAUCUGGAUCAAUUAGAUAUUCGCUCACGAAAUAACAGUAAUGACAGUAAUGAAGAUUCAACAAAUGGAAAGUCUUAUGAUACUUUAGAUGAUUAUCAUUCACAGUUUGAUUUUGAACAAACAACAGCAGGUAAAUUAAAAUCCAUUAAGAAACCAGCAGAGAAGUUUUUCAUCAAAGAGACUAUAUAUGAGAUGGAAGACAUUGAAGACAUUGAUGAUGAUGAUUAUAGUAUGUCUGAUGAAGUUGAAACAAAACGGUACAAAUGUUCAUCUCCUCGUAGGAGACAUCGUUCUCUUAGGUCUCCAGACUUGGAUUUUGAAUAUGAUGAUUGCGAUUUCAUAUCAAUGGAAGAUAAAACCAUGCCCGUUGAUAUGCCUGCAUCACAUAAGCAUAUUCGAACAUUUUCUAAUUCAAGCGAGACUGAUGAAUGGUCAAUGGUUACUCAAACAGGUAGCCUCAAUGGAAAUGAUUUGUCUGAAAACCGAUUUCGUCCUAUUUCAUCGCGAGAAAAUAGGUUAUCUGCUGUUAGAGAACUGUUCCAUAAAUGUUACAGCACAUACGGGUAUAAAACUGAUGGCCCUGAAGGUAUUUUUAGUAAACUUUUGUUUUGAUAUCACUCCAUAUUAAAUGUAAAUUGUAUUGAGUUUUAUAACUCACUGUAAGAAACCAUUAUAUAAGAAAAGGAAGUAUAAUAUUUUAUGUAUUAUACUACUGACAUCAAUUUUACUUUCUUUCCGGAAAAUUAAGAAAAUCUAUUUUAAUUGCAUAUUUAUAUUGAUUAUCUGUUAAUAUUUGAUCAAAUAAUGUGAAUUAUUAAAAGGUAUAUAACCUACUAUUUUACAGCAACUCAUAUACUGUGUUCAAUUAAUUUAUAGCAAUUUGAGUUUCCCUUUAGAUGUUUAGUUUCUCUAUCUAUGUAUACAGAACUCAUUAAAUGCCAUUUUAAAUACUCACACAUGUAUGAGUGUAUUAAUAUUGCAUAUGCAGUUUUGUAUUAUUGUUUUUAUAAUUUUUAAUGUAUACUAUUAUAAAAGAAAGAAAAAUAAGUGGA